AUGUUGACCAAGAUCUUCUGCCUACUUCUCCUUAUUGCCUUGAGCACCUCUGUCAAUGGACAAAGAGGUGGGCGCCGUGGCCUCCAGAUGGAAGGUAAAGGAAUGGGCAAGGGCAUGUCUUCGUCGUCGAGCGGAAAGGGCAAAGGAGGAAAGGGCAAGGGCGGAACACCCAUGCCAUCGUCUACACCUUCUAUGAUGCCUUCAGCUUCGCCUUCUGUCUCAAAUGCCCCUACUGAUGCUCCCUCCAAGACCCCAACCAUGAUGCCCUCCGCGUCACCAUCCAAGACCCCAACCAUGACUCCCUCAGUGACUCCAUCCAUGAGUCCUAGCAUGUCCAAGAUGCCAUCCACUAUCCCCUCUGAAUCUCCAAGUUCGGCUCCUUCCACGGGCAAGGGCAAAGGAGGAAAAGGAUCCAGUGGAAAGGGAUCCAGCGGAAAAGGAUCCAGUGGAAAAGGCAUGAGAAGAUGGUAA
This is a messenger RNA of Cylindrotheca closterium, 471 nucleotides long. Lineage: Eukaryota; Bacillariophyta; Bacillariophyceae; Bacillariales; Bacillariaceae. The record is from the annotation of a GenBank genome assembly.